This is a messenger RNA of Amblyraja radiata (thorny skate), 3839 nucleotides long. Its product is annotated as actin-binding LIM protein 2. Gene Ontology annotation, molecular function: actin filament binding. Gene Ontology annotation, biological process: cytoskeleton organization; lamellipodium assembly. The transcript has 22 exons. NCBI's taxonomy places the organism in Eukaryota, Metazoa, Chordata, Chondrichthyes, Rajiformes, Rajidae. Gene Ontology annotation, cellular component: actin cytoskeleton. Bases 380 to 2371 code for a protein of 663 amino acids. The record is from RefSeq and is a predicted model, not a curated record.
GCAAGAGACCUGGGAGGAGAGAGCGAGAGAGAGAGUACGAGUGCGAGGACCAGAAGCCGCAUUUGGGCUGUGAGUGAGUGAGAGAGAGAGAGGAAUCGCGCCAUCACUGCUGCUACUGCUGCAGGAGGGAGGUAAACCGCAGCCGGCGGGAAGGGAGGAAAAAUCGUCGGAUGCAAACAGGAAAAAAUAAUAAUAAAGUAACCGCUACGACAUUGAACCACAUCGAUUUAACGAGCAGUUUUAGUUUGCAAAUCCGCCUUUUUUUCCCGAUAGAGGCGCACGCUCUUUUUUUUUGCGCAUUGAAUGACAACAGGUUGAUUCGUGUGCAACAAGCCUUUUCGAACAUUAUUUAUUUGGGAAUUCACUUCAUCGAAUCAAAAUGAGCACCAGCGUGUCACAGCACAUGGCGAUGCACAGUCCCCUGGGGAGACCUGCUGGGGUGGGUGUCCUGUGCCAAAAAUGUGGAAAACCCUGCAAAGGUGAAGCCCUACGAGUGCAACACCAGUUCUUUCACAUCAAUUGCUUUACCUGCAAAGAAUGUGGAUCUGAUUUAGCUGAGGGUGGAUUUUUUGUCAGGCAAGGAGAGUACAUCUGCACUUCUGACUAUCAGAAACUGUAUGGAACACGGUGCUUCAGUUGCAGUGAAUUUAUAGAGGGCGAAGUGGUUUCUGCUCUGGGGAAAACAUAUCAUCCAAAUUGCUUCGUUUGUGCUGUCUGCAGACAGCCUUUUCCUCCUGGAGAUCGUGUGACUUUUAAUGGAAAGGAAUGCAUCUGCCAAAAGUGUUCUCAGUUUCCGGCCACCAAUUCAAAACACGUGCCGGCUCAAGCUCCGAUAAACUGUGAAGGCUGUGGCUUGGAAAUUAAAAAUGGCCAAUCCUUGGUAGCUCUGGACAAGCAGUGGCAUCUGGGAUGCUUUAAGUGUCUUACGUGUGGGAAAGCUCUGUCUGCUGAGUAUAUCUGCAAAGAUGGGAAUCCUUACUGUGAGGCUGAUUAUCAUUCCCAGUUUGGAAUCAAAUGUGAACGCUGCACAAAAUUUAUUACUGGCAGAGUAUUGGAGGCGGGAGAAAAACAUUAUCAUCCAGACUGUGCAAGAUGUGUCAGGUGCGAGGAGAUGUUUGCAGAAGGUGAUGAAAUGUAUCUGCAAGGUACUUUAAUCUGGCAUCCAGUCUGUAAGCAAGCUGCCAGGGCAGAAGAAAAACAAAAGGCUACUCGUACAUCUUCUGAGAGCAUCACAUCUGUUCCAGCCUCAAGUACUUCAGGAUCCCCAAGCCGUAUAAUAUUUGCCAAGCUAGAUGAUGAGAUUCUUGACUACAGGGAUUUGGCUGCUCUUCCCAAAGUCAAGGCCAUUUACAACAUUGAUCGUCCUGACAUGAUCUCCUAUGCGCCGUAUAUCAAUUACUCUUCCAUUGACAGGCAUAGAAUGGGGGAGCCUCCUCGACAGCAUCAUCGAACACAACCUGAGGACGAACAGGAAGGACCGCGACAGCGUAGAGCUUCCAGUCCUGGAUCCUUUGCGUCUCUUGGCUAUGGACGCUACACACCAUCAUGGUCUCGUUCACCACAACAUUUCCACAGACCAGUGCUCACCUCUGGUGGUAUUCAUUCCCUGCAUACUGGUAGUUACAGCUCCUUGUCUACACACUCCAGCCUUCCGUCCUCCCUCACACCUAACUAUGUUCCAUAUUUUAAAGGCAGUGAAAGUCGCUGGAGCACUCCUAGCUUAUCCAUGAACCUAGACAGCAAAUCUUAUGUCCAGGCUCCCAGACAUUUCCAUGUUCCAGAAACCGAGGGGAAAGCAGAUAACAUCUACAGAAAGCCUCCUGUCUACAGACAAUAUGUAGGUGAAUGGCAAAGCAGAGGAUUUUGGAGUGAAGACAGCGAUGAAGGCGGCGGACCGGUUUACUGGGAUCAAGAUGACAAAAAAGUGAAGCCGAGUUCAUUGAAGGGCCAGGUGGAGAUUGCAGAUAACUCUCAAGACCUGGACCCUAAAUCAUCAUCUCGAAGCCCUGCUGCUGAUAGAGAACCACUACAAAGAUCCAACAGCGAAUCACUCUUUCAAACAAAAAUUCCUCACUCCAAAUCAGCAUCCCUGCCAGGUUAUGGAAAAAAUAAGUCACACAAGGCUUCAGAGUUUGAAUCAACUCCUGACACCAGCUGGGGAAUGAGAGAAUACAAGAUUUACCCUUAUGAAAUGUUAGCUGUUACAAUGAAAGCUCGUAUCAAACUACCAAAGGAUGUGGACAGGACCAGGCUUGAGCGACAUUUGUCUCCAGAGGAAUUCUAUCGGGUAUUUGGAUUGCCAAUAGAAGAAUUUAAUCGACUUGCAUUAUGGAAGCGUAAUGACAUGAAGAAAAAAGCACGGCUGUUUUAACUGGAAAUUAAUACAUACAUUUCAACAGGAAAAUUCCUCCUUGGCAAUCCUACUAAAAAAAAUAAAUGCCUCCGCUCAGAAAUGGAACAUCCAAUGUGUUAUAUCAUCAACCGUUGGAUUUUGAGAAUGUGUGGGCCUUGAAGUUAUGUUAACGCUAAUCUUGCAUGAAAAACUAGGUAUUGCAGCCAUUAAGCUCUAAGCUUAGACUGUUGUUUGCUGAAGACAUGUAUAAAAUUGCCAUCUAUUUAAAUUAAAGUGUAAUAGAACUGCUUGUGAAAGGAGGGGGGAAAUGGGAAAUUCAGGAUGUUAAUAUAUAAAAGUGCAUUUUAUUCUGGUGAAAAGAAAAGUGAAAAUCUCCGACCUGGCAAUAAUUUGUUAACAUCUCAUUAAUUGCUCCAGGUUUUUUUAACAAUGACUGGUACAAUAAUAUGUUAUUGCAAAUAGGCUAGUUGGUCGGGAGCAUACUUGAGAUCAAUUAUAGAAAUUAAUAUAGGUAUAAUUACUGCUUCUUGCUAAUACCUGUGGAAAAAUUAUGUGGUGGAAAGCAGGAGAUAAAACUAAGUUAGUACUGCACUUUAUUCAUAUAUACAAACAUAUACUCAAGAUUCUAACACCUUGUGCAAUUAUCUGGAUUGGUGUCCAUUAGUACACUAACAUUUUUGUAAAUGUGCAAUAUCUAUAACACUCACAAGAACUAAAUUUAAACCUGCUGCAGUGAAAUGCAACAAAACAUUAUGUCUGCAGUAGUUACAUGUUAGCCGGUCUUUGGUUAGAAGGCCCUUUUAUAAAACUUGGGCCUAGAUAAUAUUUACAUCAGUGACAAAAUGGUAACAUUUCUGGUUUCAUUUAUUUUACAUAAUACUGGUGGAAUUUUCUGAGUCUAAUUUGAAGUUGUCAUAGAAUAACUAUAGGUUUCAAUUAAAUAUUAAGAAGAAAAAUAUUCAGGAUUAAUUCCACCAACAAAAAAAACUCCCCAAAGUAAUAUUUAGGGCUCGAAAUUGAGUUGAGAAGCAUCAAUCUAAGCUAGAUGAAAAUGGGUUUCAAAAUGGAAGCACAUGCUUAUUCAUAUAAACAUAGAAAAUAGGUGCAAGAGUAGGCCAUUCGGCCCUUCGGGCCAGCACCGUGGCUGAUCAUCCAAAAUCAGUACCCCAUUCCUGUUUUCUCCCCAUAUCCCUUGAUUCCGUUAGCCCUAAGAGCUAUUAUCUCUCUCUCUAUAUUCAAUUGGAGGUAUUCUAGUUAUGAUAUUGGGUAAGGAGAAACAAAGGAUGUCAGAUACUCAUGGCAGGAGCAUCUGCCGAGCUGCCUAACCCAAUAUCUGUUGCAUAUUCUCACAGUGUCAUGAGAAAGCCAGCAAUAGUAGUUCCUGUACUCAGAAAACUAGCAACAUUGCUAUAUACGUGGCAUCAUUCUUUCACCAGGUUCAAGAACCACAAUAUUGAUCAUCCUAUUCCUGACUGCUAAUUUUCUU